AUGGCCAUGGCGCAUCCUUCGGAGCACUAUGCAAGUUCUCGGAGCAGUGGGGCAGUGAGAGUGAGCUUGAUUUUGACGACUGUGUUCUUGGCUGUGUAUAUUUUAAUGUGUAAUCGAGGGAAUUCUAGUUCUCAAGUUUCUUCUUAUCCCUCCUGUCCAUGUGACUGCGAUUGCGCCGACGAUUCUGCGGUUUUUGACUUGCCAGCAGACUCUAUCAACAGCUCAUAUGCAGAUUGCAGUUCGAGCGAUCCGGAGAUCAAAGAAGAGAUGGAGAAGGAUAGAUUAGCCUUGCUAUCUGAAGAAAUUGUAUUGCAGAAGCUAGUAGCUAAUGAGUCACUGCAGCGAAGCAAAUCUCUACUCACAGAGAGUGGAAUUGUUUACACUCAUUACAAGAGGGAAGCAGAGAAAUGCAUUGCACAAGUGGAGACAUGUGAAGAUGCUAGAGAGCGAGCCGAGGCUGAACUAAGGGAAGAACUGAAGGUCACAGCUUUGUGGGAGCAACGAGCUCGAGAAUUCGGAUGGAGCGACAGUGGCAAGAAAAGAGUGCAGUGA
Molecule: messenger RNA, 552 nt
Organism: Linum trigynum
Lineage: Eukaryota; Viridiplantae; Streptophyta; Magnoliopsida; Malpighiales; Linaceae
Source: the annotation of a GenBank genome assembly